Messenger RNA from Xyrichtys novacula (pearly razorfish), 690 nucleotides. The record is from the annotation of a GenBank genome assembly. Lineage: Eukaryota; Metazoa; Chordata; Actinopteri; Labriformes; Labridae.
AUGGCGGCGCGCUUGGAUAACCACACCGCUAGCCAAGAAAGAGCGGCGGGGGUAAUUCACACACGAAACAGCAACAGCACGACAGUGACUUUCGGGGCUAACGUGGUGGAUGGCGGGUGCGUCGACUACGGCUGGAGCCCAAAUAAUCCCUUCCUAGCCAGCAUGAAGCUAACACAGGCCGCUAACGGAGCAGCGGACCCCACGUUUCUACCGCAACUGGACACAGCGUGGCCGCCCACUCCACCGCCAUCGGGAUCUACAAAUCCUUUCACCAAAGCAGCGGUGCAGCAGAGAGGAGACCAUGGUGAGUCUGCAGCGCCCGCAGAUGUUAAACAUACCGCUGCUACCCCGUUACGCCCCACAGAAUUUACCCACAUCACUGAUCAAUAUAUUAAUCCCUUCACAAAGACGAACAGAGACUAUUUCACUACUAGUACUCCUGUUUUCCACACCCAAGCACCUUUUCAAACACAGACUGUGCCACAAAUCGCCUCACAUGUGCCUUCACACGUAACACCAAGCUAUGCAGUGCAGGGCCAGACCUAUGACCACAGUUUUUCAAGAACUGAUCCUCCCCCUCUCCCACUGUGGGGGAAAAUAACAGAUGUGGUUGGAUGUUUUGGAGGUUACUAUGAGGCAAGAAAACAGGACUGCAACACGGUCAUGGUGAACUGUGUUGCAAUAACAUAA